Messenger RNA from Pistacia vera, 1009 nucleotides. RefSeq names its product cytosolic sulfotransferase 5-like. The transcript has a single exon. Gene Ontology annotation, cellular component: cytoplasm. Lineage: Eukaryota; Viridiplantae; Streptophyta; Magnoliopsida; Sapindales; Anacardiaceae. The coding region runs from base 1 to 957 and encodes 318 amino acids. Gene Ontology annotation, biological process: sulfation. Gene Ontology annotation, molecular function: sulfotransferase activity. The record is from RefSeq and is a predicted model, not a curated record.
AUGGAAACCUCUAGUACGCUGAAAUCUUCUUCCUCUUCUUCUUCUGUAUUAUUUGAUGAACUUCCAAGAGCGAUAUGUUGGAGAAUGUUUGAGCAUUAUCAGUGGGAAGGUUUCUGGUAUUACCCACCUCAUCUUGAAGCUGCCAUGGCUGCAAGGUCACACUUCAAGGCACGUGAUGAUGAUAUUAUUCUUGCUUCUUGUCCAAAGACGGGCACCACUUGGCUCAAGGCUCUUAUACCAUCCAUCAUCAAUCCUACUGGAGGAGGAGAAGAAGAAGAUGACCCUUUAGUCACAAACCACCCCAACGCCUUGAUGCCAUCUUUGGAAAUUAAAAUUUACAGUGGAAACCCAAAUCCUGAUCUUUCAGGUAUGCUCUCUCCAAGGCUAUUCCGAACUCACUUGCCAUACUCAAUACUCCCAGAAACCAUCCAAAAAUCCGGCUGCAAGAUUGUGUAUAUUGCGCGAGACCCAAAGGACGCAUUCGUCUCCUUAUGGCACUUGAUGAACGCAAAUGCAGCAGCAGGGCAAGAGCCACACUCUAUAGGCGACACCUUCGACAGCUUUUGCAAAGGGGUUCAUACUUUCGGGCCUUUCCAUGAUCAUGUUUUAGGGUACUGGAAUGAGAGUCUAAAGAGACCUGAGAAGAUUCUCUUCUUAAAGUAUGAAGAGAUGAAGAAAGACACAAGAGGACAAGUCAAGAAAUUAGCUUCAUACCUUGGAAAGCCUUUUGUUAAUGAAGAAGAGGUAGAUGAGAUAUUAUGGAGGUGCAGCUUGGAAAGGCUGAAGAAUUUGGAAGUCAACAAAUCAGGGAUAGACCCUUGGGAUGGAUUAGCUUACAAGACAUAUUUCAGACUUGGCAAUGUUGGGGACUGGAAGAACUGCUUAACACCUGAAAUGAAAGACCGACUUGAUGACAUUACUCGAGAGAAGUUUCAAGGAUCUGGUCUGGAUUUAUAAAGUUCAUUAUGUGAAAGUAAUCUUCUUGCUCUUGCUCUUUGCCAAAUAAAGC